Molecule: messenger RNA, 1108 nt
Organism: Spizellomyces punctatus DAOM BR117
Lineage: Eukaryota; Fungi; Chytridiomycota; Chytridiomycetes; Spizellomycetales; Spizellomycetaceae
Exons: 6
Coding region: 47-961 (304 amino acids)
Biological process (GO): mitochondrial calcium ion homeostasis; calcium import into the mitochondrion
Cellular component (GO): mitochondrial inner membrane; uniplex complex
Molecular function (GO): uniporter activity; calcium channel activity
Source: RefSeq, a predicted model, not a curated record
UUUGGUACAGAACAGAUCGCCGCGAUCUCCACACUCGCCGUAAAGAAUGCGCAUACCCUUCCACCAUGGCAUCCUCUCACGCCCAAGUGGCCCACAGCUGUCCUUUCUGUAUCGUACGCGCACGAUAGCCAUGGCCCGAUGCUUGACAACCACAACGUCACAUUCUGACGCCACUGUCCGAUACGAAGGACAAACGCCGCUUCUUACCCUAACUGUCUCAAACGGGGCGAAAACUGCGUUCCGGAUUUCGCCUCUAAAACCCGUAUCCGUACUGCUGGAGCAAAUCAAAGAGGAAGAUCCUAAUAUCAAGGAGAUUGCGGUGUAUGACUUGCCAAAGGAGAAUGAAAAGGACAAAGGGUUUCGAUGGGCCAGAUCAACGCAAAUUUCGCAUGUCCUCAGCCGAUCACUCCACCGUGGUGGCUUUGUCCUCCUCGUAAACAAUACGCAGCUCCUCCAUGUCCACGUUCCGACGUUCGAAGCCCGUGUUUCUCCUUUGAGACAUGAGCUAGAAAGUGUCGAAAACCAGCUGGUACCGCUCCGGGAUACUAAAAAGGCUUUGGAUGAAAAGGCGCACAGAAGCAGCGUGAGGAUUGCUUGGCUGGGGUUGGGUGCGCUCUGUGCGCAAUGGGGAAUCAUGGCGAGAUUAACUUGGUGGGAGUAUAGUUGGGACGUAAUGGAACCAAUAAGUUAUUUUAUUGGGGCUGGCACAGGCAUCCUAGGCUACAUGUUCUACGUCGUCACCUCAAAGGAAUAUACAUACGAAGCCCUUGCGGAAGUAACAGCCACAAAGCACCAAAUCAGACUAUACAAACGAAAAAACUUUGAUUUAGCAAAGAUGGUCGAACUAGAACGACGAGCGCAGAGGUUGAGACUACAGAUUGAGGUCAUCAGGAAAGAAUACCAACCGACAAGGGAGAUGUUAGAGGAAGUGGAUGCGGGCGUCAGGGUUGAGGCAACUUGAUGAGCUUGUGAUGGGCAUCCUGGGCAGCGGACCGAGUCCCUUUAUGGUGUCCACGCAUCCUCAUAUUGCAAUUGCGUAGAAAAUCCAUAAAUAUUUGUCCAUAGAUCGUUUCGAACUUUUGGUUUAAUAGAUGUGUAAACUAAUGAA